ACAGUGAAGAAAAGAAAUGGCGAUGCUCGGAGGCUUCAGCGCAGCUCAGCACAAGAAGAACGUGUCGGACGGCGGCGGCGGCGGCGACGUGUCGGAGUUCGUGUGUCCGGUCUGCCUGGAGAUCUUCGACAGUCCCGUCAAAACACAAUGCGGACAUACGUUUUGCCAGAGUUGUCUGCAGGAGUGUUUGCGACCACAGAAGCCCGUGUGUGCUGUAUGUAGGGCCACGCUGGGCCAAUGGACUAAGGCUGCUGACCUAGAGGCCCUCAUCCAAUCGUCUGUGGCAGCUUGCAAGGGAUGCGGAGCUCAGAUUGGGCUUUCUCAGAUGAGAAGCCACACGGCUGCCUGUUCAAAAUACCAGGAUUACAUUGAGGAGGGGGUGAGGACCACUGCCCAGAGCCAGCCUGCCAUCAUCAGUCCAGUGCCAAAUCGCUACACCUUCACAUGCCCAUACUGCAACUGCCAGAACCUCGAUCAGGACGGCCUGGUCGAACACUGCACUUCCCAGCAUUCACGAGAUACACGCCAAGUAGUUUGCCCCAUCUGUGCCUCAAUGCCCUGGGGGGACCCCAACUACAGGAGUGCUGACUUUUUCCAGCACCUGAAAAUCAGACACACCUUCUCCUAUGAUACCUUUGUUGACUACUCUACAGAUGAGCACACAAUGAUCCAGGAGGCUCUACAGCGCUCCCUCUUGGACAACUAGAGCGGGAGGAGCAACCCAUCAGAGCAGGGAUCCAGUGACGUGAAGGGUAGAUUGUGAAGUCUUGAGAAGACCAAGCAACACACUUAAAUCAUCAUUCGUCGAUCAUAAGGUUGUUGUUACUGUAUUACUAUGGGUAAUCAGUUUCACAGGGAAUGGGUAUUGUAACUAUGAAUCUAUUAGGUUUAUUAUUCAGAUAAUAAAUCAAGCAAUAUGGUUAAAGAAGCAUAUUGUACUGUUUGAUUUAGGAUACAGUGUUUCUGGUGUGAUAAUCUUUUAUCUUCCCCCAUGAGUUGAGUCUGUAGAUUUGAUAGUUUGUUGAAUAUCUAUUAAACUAUGUUUAUUGAAGCUGUUCAUCGAUGACAUGUUGGUGUCAUAUAGCCAAAAACUUCCAAAGUUGUGAUUAAAAUCAAUACUUGAUGUUAUGAAAGGGUUUGACCACUACGUGGCUAACUAUUGCCAGCAAACAACGAGCUUCACUCAGUGGAGGCAUCGGUCAAGUGAUGUUAACGGUAAUAUAUAAUAAAAUACUCAAGAGUGACGAUGCAUGUUUACUCUCAAAAGAGAUGAGGGUGUUUUUUUAUUUUUGGUUUAUUAGCAGAUGGAAGCUCUGUGUUUUUUUUAUGUUUUGUCUGGGUGACGUGUGUGUGAGAGAGUAUGUGUUCUCUCUGUUUUCAGAGAUCUACUGGAAAGAAUAAAUAAUACAAGGGUCGAACAAA
Messenger RNA from Limanda limanda (common dab), 1422 nucleotides. RefSeq names its product ring finger protein 114 (gene rnf114). Gene Ontology annotation, biological process: protein polyubiquitination; ubiquitin-dependent protein catabolic process. The record is from RefSeq and is a predicted model, not a curated record. Bases 17 to 706 code for a protein of 229 amino acids. The transcript has 6 exons. Gene Ontology annotation, molecular function: ubiquitin protein ligase activity. NCBI's taxonomy places the organism in Eukaryota, Metazoa, Chordata, Actinopteri, Pleuronectiformes, Pleuronectidae.